AUAUGGGCCUGGCAUCAGAGCUGGUAUGUAACCCACCCAGUCCUGCCUCUGAGGUGCCACAUGCACGGCUCCCGCUCCGCGCGUUUGGGCUGGAGAUCAGCAGCAUCAGCAGCAUCAGCAGCAUCAGACAGAGGAGGAGAAGAGAGAGAGAGAGAGAGAGAGAGAGAGAGAGAGGUGUGAGAGCUGAGCAUCCGUGCAGGGCGUGUGGAUGUGAUGCCCACCCGGAGAGACAUGGUGUAAACAAACCGAGCCUUCGCCCCGUCACUGAGCUCCACCACGGAGGUCUCUCGCCACUAUGUUGAGCCGUCUGUUCAGCGAGGUGCUGCCGGACGUCCAGAGGCUCGCGGCCGACUGGGCGGACGACAACGAGAGCGAGGACGGCAAGGACAAGGACGACGUGCACGAGCCCGGUCAACUCGGGGACGACGAUCUGGACGAGCCGCUGGAAGGCAUCAGCCGAGCUGAGUCUGAGAUGGCCGACGACGACGACGACGACGACGAGGAGGACGAGGCCGAGGAAGAGGAGUGCGGAGACGAGAACAGCGGAGAUAAGCCCAAGAAGCGCGGCCCAAAGAAGCGCAAGAUGACCCCGGCGCGCGCGGAGCGCUCCAAGGUGCGUCGACAUAAGGCGAACGCGCGGGAGCGCACGCGCAUGCACGACUUGAAUUCUGCAUUGGACAAUCUGCGCAAAGUGGUUCCGUGCUACUCCAAAACCCAAAAACUCUCCAAGAUCGAGACUCUGAGGCUGGCCAAAAAUUACAUCCUAGCUCUGGGGGAGAUUUUACGCAACGGGAAGCGCCCAGAUGUGGUGGCCUACGUGCAGAUGUUGUGCAAAGGCCUGUCACAGCCCACCACCAACCUGGUGGCAGGCUGCCUGCAGCUCAACACCAGGAACUUCCUGACUGAACCGUGUUCAGACACAGCCCGCUUCCACGUGCCCACCUCUCCCUUCUCCGUCCACCCCUACUCCUACCGCUGCUCCCGCCUCUCCAGCCCGCACUACCAGCCCGGAUCCGGCGGUGCGCUCAACUUGCGGGGCCAUUCCUACGGAUCUGGAUACGAGGGCGUGUACCCACCGGGGGGCACGUCUCCUGACUACAACAGCCCGGACUAUGAGGGCCAGCACAGCCCGCCUGUGUGCCUGAACGGCGGACUGUCCGGGAGGCAGCAGGAGUCCUCUGACACGGACAGGAACUAUCACUACUCUAUGCAUUACUCCGGACUGACCACGUCUCGACCACCAGGCCAUAGUCUACCUUUCGGGCCCUCGGGAGCCCGCAGUAGUGGUGGUGGUGGUGGUGGUGGAGGAGGUGGUGGAGGUGGAGGUGGAGGUGGUGGAGGAGGUGGUCCGCACUCGGAAAACAUUCCCCCCUUCCACGACGUGCACUUGCACCACGACAGGGCUCCUCCAUACGAGGACCUCAAUGCGUUUUUCCACAACUGAGCCCCAGUCAGGCUCAUCGACCUUCCAGUGACAAUCCCAUAAAGUGUAAAACGAUGUUUGGAAACAAGAGGACGAGAGAAGGAAGUGGCACAGAACCCCUCUGAUUUACCUUCUGUAUUCUACUGAUGUCAUCCCUAUACUGUUGUACAUCCUCUCAAAGUGUGUCCGGUAUUAUCAUGUAUGCAGAACGACUGCAGUUGACCUAAACGAUGUACAGGCCCACGAGAAAAAAAAAGAAACAGAAAUAAAAAAAAUGUUUUAUAAUUGUC
Hippoglossus stenolepis (Pacific halibut) is the source of this 1713-nucleotide messenger RNA. RefSeq names its product neurogenic differentiation factor 2. NCBI's taxonomy places the organism in Eukaryota, Metazoa, Chordata, Actinopteri, Pleuronectiformes, Pleuronectidae. The record is from RefSeq and is a predicted model, not a curated record. The coding region runs from base 296 to 1444 and encodes 382 amino acids. Gene Ontology annotation, molecular function: protein dimerization activity. The transcript has 2 exons.